This is a messenger RNA of Phlebotomus papatasi, 817 nucleotides long. Its product is annotated as tetra-peptide repeat homeobox protein 1-like. Bases 170 to 628 code for a protein of 152 amino acids. Lineage: Eukaryota; Metazoa; Arthropoda; Insecta; Diptera; Psychodidae. The transcript has 3 exons. The record is from RefSeq and is a predicted model, not a curated record.
GGGGAUGUCUUCCCAUGGAGGUAUAUAUAAAAGACAAAAAGCAGCAUAAUCAAUUGCAAUCAUUACCGCGACAUUUCUAGACACAUAGUCUGCGUCUUCCCUCGGAUGGUAUAGCAAUACUGAGAGUUGUGCUGUGGCCCUUGUGUUGAGUUUAACGGACGGAAAGACCAUGAAGUGUUUGUGCUUUGUUGUCUUGUCUCUAGUGGCUCUUGUGGCAGUGGCUGAAGAAAAACCAGCUGAAUCCCGUAAGGGGAAACGUGGAAUAUUGGACUUUGGCUAUGGAUACGAUGGAUAUGCUGCUGAUUUCGGACACUUUGACCAUGGGCUGUAUCCUGGACCUUACCCAGCUCCCUAUCAUGGAUGGCUUCCCCAUGGUCCAAUCAUCGGAGCACACACAAACACAGUGAUCACGAAGAAAAUCGGUUUCCCAGUUCCAGUUCCUGUUGACAGGCAUAUUCCCGUCCCAGUUAAGGUUCCAGUAGCUGUCCCUGUGCCGUAUCCUGUUGUAAAACAUCUUCCUGUCCCUAUUGUUAAGCAUGUCCCUGUCCCCUAUCCUAAGCCCUAUCCAGUGCCAAUUGUGGCGAAGCCCCUGCUCCAUGAUCCGUGGCUGGCUCCCAAGAUCUGGUAAAAUCGCAAUUACGCGGCCCAGCAGGAUAUUAGAUUACACCCCCUAAACACCCCUAUCUUAUAAUUCAACUCCUAACUCAUGUGCCAAACACUGUAAAAUUGUCCAUAGGAAAAAUUAUACAGAUGGAGAGACGAGGAAAUACAAAAAGUAUGUAAAGUAGUGAAGUGUAUCAUGAAGGCAUAGUGGCAA